Messenger RNA from Erigeron canadensis, 1398 nucleotides. RefSeq lists its product as uncharacterized. Lineage: Eukaryota; Viridiplantae; Streptophyta; Magnoliopsida; Asterales; Asteraceae. The coding region runs from base 323 to 946 and encodes 207 amino acids. The transcript has 3 exons. The record is from RefSeq and is a predicted model, not a curated record.
UGAUGCUCUCAUCUAAAUUCAUUUUCACUCUCAUUUACCUUGCAUCUUUUAUAUUUUAUGAAAGUAAUAAUAAUUCGUAUUAUUCACAUUCUAUGAAACCUCCUACUGUUGUAAAAAGUAAUCUUAGUUAACACUCCAUUCCACCUUUUCUUUUACCCUUUUUUUUAUAUAUGUAUUUGGAUCUGUUGUUAUAUCCAAAAGUAUCCGUUUUUAAAUCGAGCUUCUUGAUUCCUUGUUAUCUGUUAAUUAGUGAUACCUACUGUCACAUUUUUAUCUCUUUGGUUUCAGGUCUUCUUUGUGGAUACCAAAAAGUUGACAACUGAUGUCGAUGGACAUUGAUGUGCUGGCUUCUAUUGAUGUGAACAAAAGCCAUGGAUUGUGUAUGCACACAAUCGGGUCGUCCAGUGCAGGCACCGGAGAUCUUUCUGUAAAUAAUCUAGGGAAUGAUAUGUUCGAGUUUCAGAAUAUCCAACAUGACAAAGCUGCGGCUUCAUGCUCAAAACCACUUAAUGGCCAAAAUGAGUUUCAGAAGAAAGAUGGAGCUACUGAGAAGUUCUUUAUCAAGUGUGAUGCAUCUCCUUGUUCAAGCAAGACCACAUCCUCUAAUGAAUCAUGUGUGGAAGUUGAAUUUGGUGCUGAAGCUAUAACCGGAGAAAACUCAACAGAUCAUGACAACAUUAAGUUUCCGCCUACUACUUUUGAGCCUGUAUCAGCCAUGAAAGGUAGCCGGGAGAAACGAGGAGCCACCCCAUCUCAAAAGCUGGCUGUGAGGUGGUCACCUGACGUCUAUGAUCCAGUUCCAACUUCAGUUUCACAUGUGGUAACAAACAACAAGCCUCAAAAGCAGAGUAAGAAGAACUCCAAGUCCAAGCAGAAGAAGGGAAGCAAGUCAUCACACAAAAAUAAGUACAAAGACAAGUUGGCUGGAAAAAAAGGAGGCGGCUGAUUAUUGUGAGCCUACAUAUUGCCAUGGACAUUCGUGUCGGCAGUCUAGAUCAAUUAUGUGAGAUUUACUUUCUUAAGAGAUAUGGUAGGAACUUGCAACUCUCCAGUUGCUAAAGCUAGUUGGCCUUUUGGUUAUAUUAAACCAGGUAUGUCGUUCUACUUUAAUAUUGUAAAUAAAUAAAAUGGUUGAAGCUUUUGUGGAUUUGUGUUAAGACUUGGUUCUCUCUAAGAGCAUGAGCAUGAGUUUAUCAUAUGGGACUGUUGUAUAUAUUGGUCUAGAAGUGGUUAUGAAGAGUCUAGAAGUGAGUUUAUCAUAUGGGACUGUUGUAUCAAAGCUGUGCAAACUAAUCUGACUUAUUUAGGCCUAUCAGGCAGGAAACAUUCCAUGGCUCCAUAUCUGUACUGGAUGUUCAUUGCUCCCGUUACUCAAGACUGAAACUUGUAUUUGUAUUA